Molecule: messenger RNA, 1792 nt
Organism: Triplophysa dalaica
Lineage: Eukaryota; Metazoa; Chordata; Actinopteri; Cypriniformes; Nemacheilidae
Gene: aida
Product: axin interactor, dorsalization associated
Exons: 10
Coding region: 184-1095 (303 amino acids)
Biological process (GO): determination of ventral identity
Cellular component (GO): membrane
Molecular function (GO): phosphatidylinositol binding
Source: RefSeq, a predicted model, not a curated record
GUUUCCGGUUCUGUGGCAGGUAGUUUGGUUGCACUCGCAUCAGGCCUGAGUCAGUGUGUGCUGGUGCCACCGGUGCAUCCGGAGCUCAGCGUGUGUUUGCGCUUCCCCGGCGACAGGGCUGGAGCAUAAACUUCACCAGCGAUGUCAGACGCAGAACCUUCCGUGAAACUUUAACUCAACAACAUGUCUGAUGUCACCAAAACCGUGCAGAGAUGGCACGCGAGUUUUAAAAAGGCCACAGACUUUGAUUCGUGGGGGCAGCUGGUGGAAGCCAUCGAUGAAUAUCAAAUAUUGGCAAGACAACUUCAGAAAGAAGUGCAGUCGACAAACUCUCACGAUUUUACAGAAGAACAAAAGAAAACCCUGGGAAAAUUUGCAACAUGCCUUGAAAUGAGAAGCGCAGCGCUGCAGAACACACCCUCUCAAGAUGACUUCAAGCUAGAAGACCUGAAAAAGCUGGAACCCAUCAUCAGGAAUAUUCUGACUUACAACAAAGAUUUUCCAUUUGAUGUCCAGCCGGUGCCUUUGAGGAAGAUUCUGGCACCGGGAGAGGAGGAAAACCUGGAGGUGGAGGAGGAGUCGGAUGCUGGGACUGGAGCGGGCUCGACACCAUCAUUCACCUCCAGAGUGCCAGGUACUUUGUUGCCGAGGUUACCAUCAGAGCCUGGGAUGACAUUACUGACACUAACCAUAGAGAAGAUCGGUCUGAAGGACGCAGGGCAAUGCAUUGAUCCUUAUAUCACCCUCAGUGUUAAAGAUGUGAACGGAAUAGAUCUGAAUCCAGUUCAGGAUACGCCGGUGGCCACGCAGAAAGAAGACACGUACGUUCAUUUCAGUGUGGACGUGGAAAUCCAGAAACAUCUCGAAAAACUUCCCAAAGGAGCAGCUAUUUUCUUUGAAUUCAAGCACUACAAACCCAAGAAGAGAUUCACCAGCACUAAAUGUUUCGCUUUUAUGGAAAUGGAUGAAAUCAAACCAGGUCCCAUUGUCAUAGAACUGUACAAGAAACCUACAGACUUCAAGAGGAAAAAACUCAACCUCCUUACCAAGAAGCCGCUGUUCCUGCAUCUUCAUCAAACUUUACACAAAGACUGAACCAAAACGGACAGGACGGGACUGACAUACAUGAACCACAAACGUGUUUUAUCCUCUCAGAUCUUCAGCGAUGUGGUUUGGGGUGAUCCGCAUAUCACCAACGUAUUUGAUCCUAAAGAGAGAGACUGUUUGAAACGGAUGUUCUGGUGCAUUUAUGUUUUGUACGAAUGCUCUGUAUUAUGAUUUCUGAUGAUAAACAAUAACGCUUGGGCAAGGAAACACACUUUUAUUAUCUGACAGAUGUUAUGACUGAAGCACAAAACUGGUUUACGCUUACAACCCACAAACAUCGAGCAUUAACUGAUUCACAUGAAGGAUGCAGCUGGGAGGAACUUCAUCUCUCACAAGUCAACUUGGUAAAAAGCGCAGCGUUUUGUUCUUUAAGAAUUUGAGAAAUGUUCAUUUCAGUUCAAAGAAAAUAUUCUGUUCCGGUUCAAAUGACACGUCCAACAUUUUAAAGUGAAGAUAUCAGUAUUUACAGAGUAAACAACUAAUGAAGAGAAUAUAUUGACCCCUAUUGUUUAAUAACUCAUGUUAAUGUUGACUGUCUGAAUCACACAAACUAAAGCUACAAUUCAAAAUCAAAGUGUUGCGUUUCUAUAAAACUUUGUUGUUCGAUAAAAAAUGAUUUCUGUCUUGUGUGGGUUGUUAUAUAGCUUUUCAUGUCUCAUUUCUAAUAAAAUACAAUGCUGCUUGA